Messenger RNA from Salvelinus namaycush (lake trout), 5653 nucleotides. Its product is annotated as macrophage mannose receptor 1. The record is from RefSeq and is a predicted model, not a curated record. Gene Ontology annotation, molecular function: signaling receptor activity; carbohydrate binding. Lineage: Eukaryota; Metazoa; Chordata; Actinopteri; Salmoniformes; Salmonidae. The transcript is spliced from 40 exons. Bases 1 to 5538 code for a protein of 1845 amino acids.
AUGUUAGCCUUCAGUCAGUGUGAGGAGGGAUGGAGGGCCAAUGAGGACAAGUGUUACUACUUCUCUACCGACACAAAGUCCUGGGAUGAUGCCCGCACAGACUGUGUGCGACGGGGGAGCCAUCUGAUGAGCAUCCUGGACAUUCAUGAGAGGACAUGGGUACGGACUCAGGUUGGUACAGAGAUUUUCUGGAUCGGUCUGAAUGACAUUGCUGCUGAGGGAGUGUGGGAGUGGACUGACGGGAACACUUUCCUCCCCUUCUUAGCAUACUGGAAACCAGGGAAUCCUGACAACUGGGAGGACAACGAGGAUUGUGGGGAGGUGGUGGGGGGAGAGCAAGGACGAUGGAAUGAUGACGUCUGCACUAGCCGGCGGAAGUAUAUAUGCAAGCGCCCCAACCCUAAUCCUCCAACAACGUGCGACACAGCCAACGGAUGGAGCCAGUAUGGAUCCAACUGCUACAAACUAAAGACAGACACCAGGAAGAGCUGGUUGGGAGCCAGACACGACUGUGUUAGAGACGGGGCGGACCUGGUGUCCAUCGCAUCACCGGAAGAGGAGCAGUACAUCACAGGAAGACUGGACGAUUCCUUCUUUGACCUUUGGCUUGGCUACACCACUCUGAAAUGCACAACAAUAUCAUGUCAGGUUGAAAUUGACAGCACUCAGUUCAGCUGGUCUGAUGCUUCUCCUGCGGCCUACACCAACUGGGGAACUGAUCCCGUGCAGCCAGAUCUCAGUGAAAAGCAGAGCGGGAUUUGUGUGGCAGUGAUCAAGGAGGCAGGACAGGACUUUGGGAAGUGGAAGUCCCAUAUAUGUCGUCAUGAGCGUCCUUACAUGUGCAAAAGAGCACUCAACAAUUGGAAUGAGAAGUGUGGCUCUUGGAUGUCAGACCCGUUCAAUGACUACUGCUACCUGUUUAACUACCUGUCCAUGAGGAAAUGGGCUGAUGCACGUGCCGACUGUGUAAACCAGAAAGGGGACCUUCUCAGCAUCACCGAGCCCUUUGAGCAGGCCUUCAUUCAAUCUAAGGUUCAGCUGAUUCCUACGGGGGUCUCUGUGUGGAUGGGGGGACACGACUCCAUUACAGAGGGGGGUUGGGAGUGGACUGAUGGCUCUCCUUUCAGAUACAUCCACUGGAACGCAGGCAACCCAGACAACUAUGGAGGAGAGGAUUGCCUUUCCAUGCUUAUCAACACCGGCUACUGGAACGAUGACAACUGUGAUUACAAUAGAGGAUAUAUAUGCAAGCGCAGAGGGUUUGAAACUGCUUACAUCUGCGAGGACUCCAGUGCUGUCCUCCACUGUGAUACCAACAGUGUCAUCAACAUUCAGUCAGCUUUCCUUGGCCGCAAGAGUGACAAGAUCUGCCCCCACCAGGAAGGAGCUUCAGGAACAUGCACUGUAGAUGGCAUCCUGCCUUUGGUACGAAAGGCGUGUGACAACCGACCCUUCUGCUUCUUGUAUGCCUAUACUGAAACUGACCCCUGCCCUUCAAUCUCCAAAUACCUGGAAGUGGUGUACAGCUUGUGUCUGAGGGGACUGGGUGUGGAGGAUGGUAACGUCACUGACGCCAUGCUGUCCGCCUCGUCCUCACAGAGUUCACACGGUCCGAACGGAGCUCGUCUGAAUGGUGGCUCUUGCUGGAUGCCAUCAAAUCCCUUAAACUCCUGGAUCCAGGUGAACCUGGGUGAGGCCAAAAAGAUCACAGGUGUUGUGAUCCAGGGGUGUCCUACUGCAGAUCACUGGGUGACUAAAUUCAAGAUCCAGCACAGUAUGGAUGGAAGCAAAUGGACUGACUACAAAGACGAUGGAGGGGUAUUCACAGGCUGUAUGGACAGAAACACUCCAGAGACACAGCUUCUGGGCACUCCUGUCUCUGCCCAGUAUGUCAGGAUUCUUCCCCAGGAAUUCAACGGACAGACUGGUCUUCGCUUUGACAUCCUGGGAUGUAUACCUGAAUAUGCUGUGUCCUGUGAUGCAAAGCCCAACUUUAACUUUGCAAAUGAUCGUAUGACUGUACACUGCCCAGCAGGAUGUGCACAAGUACUAUAUACUGUUUAUGGCUCUGGCAUAUAUCGUGGGGACUCCGACAUCUGUGCAGCUGGUAUCCAUGCAGGAGUAAUCCUGAAUGAUAUCGGAGGAGACUGUACUAUGUUGAAAGAACCAGGCCAGAACUUCUACAGCGGCUCCACCAAGAACGGCAUCACCUCCAGGCAGUAUGAUGGGAACUAUCAAAUAUCAUACCAGUUUGCAGAUCAAGAGUUGAGAUGCUCGGGGCCUGACUGGUAUGAAUUUGGAGAUUUCUGCUACAAGCCCUACGGAGAUAAAAAGACAUGGCAUGCAGCCCGUGGAGAGUGCAGGAAGCUGGGAGCUGACCUGGUGUCCAUUCAGUCCAUGACAGAACAGAGCUGGCUGGAGAGCUACCUUUACAUGGCCACCAAUGAUGUGUGGAUUGGGCUGAAUGAUGUGGGCUUCUCAGGCCUGUUCUCCUGGUCAGACAACCACUGGGUCACUUUCACCUACUGGGCACCAGGAGAACCCAACAACCAUCAAGGCUUCAAUGAGGACUGUGUGGAGAUGUUUUAUCAGACUGGUAGAUGGAAUGAUGUCCCCUGCACAGAACUGAACACUUAUAUAUGCAAGAUGCCCAAAGACCACUACCCGCUUCCCUCCGUCAUGCCCACUAUGUAUGGAUGCACACAGGGCUGGGACGCCUAUGGCUAUUCCUGUUACUGGAUGGAAGAGACCGCCAGAACCUGGUCAGACGCCAAGGCCUUCUGUGAGCAGCAAAACAGCAAACUGCUACACAUUGGGGACAUUUAUGAACAGUCCCACUUCACGGUGAAACUGGCUGGAUACACUGGUUUGUGGUGGAUCGGACUGAGGGCCGGGGGUGAUUCAGGAGGGGUGGAUUACAUCUGGGAUAAUGGAGCACCUCUCACCUUCACACACUGGGAUCGAAACCAGCCAGAUAACCAUGCGGGAACCUGUGUUGGCAUGACUACGGGCCUUACUGGUGGGUUCUGGGAUGACAAGCCAUGCACUGAGGUGUUCCCAUUCGUGUGUGAGACACCAAGGCCUGACAUCACCCCGCCCACUAAACCUCCAACUCCUCCCCCUUCAUUGGACUGUGCGGACGGUUGGACGGCUGAGCGACACUUCAGGAACUGCUACAGGCUCUUCAUGGUGGACUUCUCCAAGAAGAAGAGCUGGUCCGCAGCCCGUGAAGACUGUACCUCCAGGGGGGCAGACCUUGUCAGUAUCCAUAACAUGGAGGAAGAGAACUUCCUGUCCACGUACACCAUGGGGAAGACCAAGUGGAUCGGUCUGAAACACAACCCUACAGAUGGAGGUUACCACUGGAGUGACGCUACUCCUGUGAGCCACACCAACUGGGGACACGGGGAGCCCAACAACCACGAGGGUCGUGAGGACUGUGUAGAGAUGGUGAGCAACACAAAUGGAACGUCCUCUUGGUGGAACGAUCUCAACUGUGAUGCCCAUCAGGACUGGAUCUGCAUGAUCUCCAAGGGGAAGAAACCCAUCAUACCUCCAGUGCCCCCUCCUCCUGUUCCAGCACCUGACUGCGGUACCAAUGCUGUCUGGAGGAAGAACAAUGGCAUCUGCUACUACUACAAUGACACCGACAUAGUAGACUUCCAGACAGCUAUGUCCCGCUGCUACAAUGAGAAGGCUCAACUGGUCUCCAUCUUAAACAAAGAUGAACAGGAGUACAUCAACACGAUGAUUGGGACGGGACGGGCUGAAUCAUCAUGGAUUGGAAUGUAUGUGUUUGGGAUUGCAGCAGACCAAUACCAGUGGGUGGACUGGUCCCCUGUCACAUAUGUUUUCUGGGGUCCGGGAGAGCCUAAUAAUGCCAAUGGGGAGGAACAGUGUGUCCAGAUGAACAGACAUCAAGGUAAUUGGAAUGAUGUCAACUGCGCCCGUACCAAUGCAGGUUACCUGUGUAAGAAAUACCCUGGUGAAGACCACACUCCUCCUCCUCCCACCCAACCCUGGACGGGAUACUGCCCAGCGGGAUGGAUGCUGUUCCGAAACAAGUGCUUCAUGUUCCAAGGGCACAAGCACGGGAUGAAAGCCAACUGGGACUCUGCUCGGAGUUGGUGCCAAAGUAAAGGAGCAGAAUUAGCUGUCAUCGACAAUCAAUAUGAGAACGACUUUGUGUCCAGCUAUCUAAGGGAUCUGAAGCUGCCAACAUGGAUUGGUUUGACAGACAGCCUGGUGGAGGGAGGGUUUGGCUGGAGUGAUGGUGUGAGUCCAGUGUUGUACACCAACUGGGCCGACAAGGAACCCAACAACAAUGGAGGACGGGAGCACUGCACCGCCAUUACCCAUAACCACUUGGUGAGUGGACGCUGGAAUGAUGACUUGUGCACUGAGGAACAUAGCUGGGUCUGCUCCAUGAAGAAAUCAAGUAGUAUGGCUCCGCCAGCUCCAACCCAAAACCCCUGCCCCUCUGGUUACGUCUCCUGGUAUAAGAACUGCUACAAGCUGGUGGAGGAGCCGAAGACGUGGGAGGCAGCUCAGGUGGCCUGUGAGCAGGAAGGUGGUAACUUGGCCAGCGUAGACAUGAGCUACGACCAGGCCUUUGUGGCCGGGGCUAUACUCCAGGGCAAAGCAGACGCAUGGAUUGGACUAAGACGCAAGGAUGAUAGCAGUUCAUAUAAAUGGACAGACGGCUGGACAGUGUUCUUCACUCACUGGGGACCUGGGGAGCCUAGUAACCACAAAGCAGAGGGCUGUGUGAGCAUGCAUGCAGACCCUAUAUUCCACGGAACAUGGAACGACACCGAUUGUAAUUCUGCUAAGGCCUACAUCUGCAAGACCUCCUCGGAGUCUCCUCCUCCAACCCCAGCCCCUGGAGAUGGGAAAUGCCUUUUUGGCUGGGUUCCCUAUGGUCGCUACUGCUACUUUGUAUACAACGGGCCCCAGGGAUAUUCCUGGCCAGAGGCCAGACACUACUGCCAAAUAGUGAGAGGAGACCUGGUGUCCAUCCACAGUAGAGCAGAGGUGGAGUUCAUCACGAAAAUGAAUUACACCAGAGAACACAACGUCUGGAUCGGCCUGACCAGGGACAACAACUUUGGCUGGAGUUGGACAGACAUGCAGGCCUUGGCUUUCCUAAACUGGGCACCUAACGAGCCCAACGAAGCCUUCCACCAAGGAGACGUGGGAAGAGAGAACUGUGUCGAGAUGUACCCUGACGGACAAUGGAAUGAUAACAACUGCGUGCAGAAGAGAGGAUAUGCCUGUCGCCACCGCCAAUACUACACCACAGAUGGCGGUGGUAUAGUCAUUCCCACUGAUGCUCCCGAGGCUAGCAGUGCAGGACUGAUAGCUGGGGCUGUGAUUGGGGCCAUUGUUGUCUUCACCUUGAUAUUUGGACUGCUAUAUUACGUCUUCAGCAUCAGAGGAGUCAAGCUGAGUGACGUCAGCUUCCCAACAAGAACGGGAAGGAGCGUUGAUGUGCCUGCUUUCAACAACCCCAACUUUGGAGGAGAAUCGGAAACAUGAAACAUGGGAUUUGGAUCAGUUUUUGUAUAUUUGUAAUGAACCAUGAUUGCCACAGUUUCUCUUGUAUAAGAAAUCACCAUGUCAAUAACUUAGGUCUGUUUAAAUAAAGCAUUAA